Messenger RNA from Haliotis rubra (blacklip abalone), 6161 nucleotides. RefSeq names its product regulator of nonsense transcripts 1-like. Bases 165 to 3512 code for a protein of 1115 amino acids. The transcript is spliced from 25 exons. Gene Ontology annotation, cellular component: cytoplasm. Gene Ontology annotation, molecular function: zinc ion binding; ATP binding; hydrolase activity. The record is from RefSeq and is a predicted model, not a curated record. Gene Ontology annotation, biological process: nuclear-transcribed mRNA catabolic process, nonsense-mediated decay. Lineage: Eukaryota; Metazoa; Mollusca; Gastropoda; Lepetellida; Haliotidae.
UGCUAGAGAACGAAAUGGCGUGAAGGGUUGCAUUUCAACGAAUUUUUCAGUUUUACACAACCUUCCAGUUUUUACCGUUGACCUUAACAUGUGACAAGCGGAAGAUAGACAAUUGAGGUGUUUAAUUAUCAGCGUAGUCCUGUGUGGUAUUUGUAAUAACAGAAAUGAGCGUAGAUGCGUAUGGACCCAGCUCGCAAACUUUGACUUUCCUGGAUACCGAAGAAACCGACCUUCUGGGCGCAGAUACACAAGGAUCCGACUUCGACUUCACAGAUUUUACCCUUCCGUCCCAGACCCAGUCUCAAACUCAAGCCUCUCAGCUUGAUGGGGGACAGAGUCAGAGCCAAGGCCAGGUGAAUGGUAUCGAUGGACCACUGCAGAAUGGGAUUGAUGGAGGAAUCACGGGCAUCACCCAGGGUGUGGGUGAGCUCAACUUUGAGGAGGAAGAAGAGGAACAGUUUUAUAUGAAAGAUCUUCCAAAAUAUGCAUGCCGCUUAUUGUGGAAUUCACGACCCCCGCCUGUGUGGUGUUCUGCAACACAACGAAGAAGUGGUUCUGUAAUGGCCGUGGCAAUACAUCAGGAAGCCACAUCAUCAACCAUUUGGUCCCGAGCAAAGGCAAAGGAAGUGACUCUUCACAAGGAUGGCCCACUGGGAGAGACGGUGCUUGAGUGUUACAACUGUGGUUGUCGGAACGUCUUUCUGCUUGGCUUCAUCCCAGCCAAGGCAGACUCGGUCGUUGUCCUGCUGUGUCGUCAUCCCUGUGCUACCCUCAGCAAUCUCAAGGACAUGAACUGGGAUCCCAGUCAGUGGCAACCACUGAUACAAGACCGGCAGUUCCUGUCCUGGCUGGUGAAAGUACCCUCUGACCAGGAUCAGAUGCGGGCCAGGCAGAUCUCGGCUCAGCAGAUCAACAAGCUGGAGGAGCUAUGGAAGGAAAACCCAGAUGCAAAACUAGAAGAUCUUGAGAAACCAGGAGUAGAUGAAGAGCCACAGCAGGUACUUCUCAGGUAUGAUGAUGCAUACCAGUAUCAGAACAUCUUUGGUCCCCUGGUGAAGCAUGAAGCUGACUAUGACAAGAAGCUGAAGGAGUCCCAGACACAAGAUAACAUUGUGGCUCGCUGGGAUGUCGGCCUCAACAAGAAGAGGAUUGCAUACUUUCACUUGUCCUCCGCCAAUGAUGAGAUGAAACUGAUGCAUGGAGAUGAGUUGCGACUACGUUACAUCGGAGAGUUGCACAAACCAUGGUCUGGUGUUGGCCACGUCAUCAAGAUUCCAGACAAUUACAGCGAUGAAGUUGCAAUCGAACUCAAGAGCAAUGCAGGUGUACCAACAGAGUGUACUCAUAACUUUGUAGUGGAUUUUGUGUGGAAGUCAACAUCUUUUGACAGGAUGCAGGCAGCACUGAAGACUUUUGCCGUAGAUGAGACGUCAGUGUGGGGCUACAUCUACCACAAGCUACUUGGCCAUGAGGUGGAGGAUGUGGUACUCAAGUGUCAGCUGCCGAAGGGCUUCUCUGCCCCAGGCCUGCCUGAGCUGAACCACUCUCAGGUGUAUGCUGUGAAGACUGUAUUGCAGAGACCUACAAGCCUUAUCCAGGGGCCCCCUGGAACUGGUAAGACUGUGACAUCAGCUACAAUUGUGUACCAUCUUGUAAAGCAAAACAAUGGUCCUGUCCUGGUGUGUGCACCUUCCAACAUUGCUGUGGAUCAGCUGACUGAAAAGAUCCAUCGCACAGGACUCAAGGUUGUGCGACUUUGUGCAAAGAGUAGGGAAGCCAUCGACUCGCCUGUAUCCUUCCUUGCACUGCACAAUCAGAUCAGGAACAUGGAGAGUGUGCCAGAGUUGCAGAAGCUGCAGCAGCUGAAGGAUGAGACAGGAGAGUUGUCCUCCCAGGAUGAGAAGAGGUAUCGUGCCCUGAAGAAACAGUGUGAGAAGGAGCUACUGCAGGCUGCUGAUGUGAUUUGCUGCACAUGUGUUGGAGCUGGGGAUCCUCGCCUUGCCAAGAUGCAGUUCCGAUCUGUGCUGAUCGAUGAGAGCACACAAGCCACGGAGCCGGAGUGUAUGAUCCCCGUCAUACUGGGAUGUAGACAGCUGAUCCUGGUAGGUGACCACUGCCAGCUGGGGCCUGUCGUGAUGUGCAAGAAAGCAGCACGGGCAGGUCUGUCUCAGUCCCUGUUUGAGAGACUGGUUGUCCUGGGCAUCAGACCCAUCAGGCUGCAGGUCCAGUACCGUAUGCAUCCCGCACUCAGCGCCUUCCCCUCCAACAUCUUCUAUGAGGGCUCACUGCAGAAUGGAGUCACAGCAGCGGAACGUAGCAGGAAGAACCUGGAUUUCCCCUACCCUCAACCAGACAAGCCAAUGUUCUUCUACUGUACAUCUGGCCAGGAAGAGAUUUCCAGCUCUGGAACUUCCUACCUCAACAGAACUGAGGCUGCCAAUGUAGAAAAACUGACAACACGAUUUCUGCGGUCUGGCAUCAAGCCUGAGCAGAUCGGUAUCAUCACACCAUACGAAGGCCAGCGGGCAUAUCUUGUCCAGUACAUGCAGUACAGUGGAGCACUCAACAAGAAACUCUACCAGGAAAUUGAGGUGGCAAGCGUUGAUGCUUUCCAGGGCCGAGAGAAGGAUUUCAUUGUGCUGUCUUGUGUCCGAUCCAAUGAACACCAAGGAAUUGGAUUCUUGAAUGACCCAAGGCGUCUCAAUGUUGCUCUUACAAGAGCCAGAUACGGCAUCAUUAUUGUUGGAAACCCCAAAGUGUUAUCAAAGCAAACCCUGUGGAACCACCUGUUGACAUACUUCAAGGAACAGAAGUGUCUGGUGGAAGGUCCCCUGAACAACCUCAAGGAGAGCCUCAUCCAGUUCAGCAAACCACGCAAACUCGUCAACACUGCUAAUCCUGGAGGCAGGUUCAUGAGCAACACCAUGUUUGAUGCAAGGGAGGUGCUUAUCCCAGGCAGCAUCUAUGACCGAUCUGUUGGCUACCGUGAGCCUGUGGUGAGGACACACGACCAGCUCAGCUUCAUCGGACCAGAGCGAGCCUACACUGGAGCUGCCCUGAGUCUGCCGGUCCCUGUCAACAUGUUCCUCCCACAGGUGCCCCAACACUUCCAGGCACAACCGAUGCCACAAGCUGGAAACAAGAACAUGCCACCCCCACGUCGGAUGGGUCAGAACCAAAACCAAGGUCGUCGUCAGAAGCCGCCGCGCUACAGCAACAUGCAGCAGAACAUCUCACAGUUCAACUUGUCUGGGUCCCAGAGCCAGGCCAGUCAGGAUGCAUCACAGUCAUUCUCGCAGGGCCCACUGACCCAGGGUCAUCUGUCCAUGAGUCAGCCAUUCCAGAUGAGUCAGCCAGGGCUCUCUGGGCUGUCGCAGGCUGAGCUGUCACAGGAUAGCUUCUUAGCAGAGGACUUCAAGUCGCAGGCUGAUGGCAUGUUGUCGCAGGACUCGACUUACCAGGGAGACCGUAUGUUCUACGCCUCCCAGCUGUCCCAGGGGCCCUUCAACUAGAGGCCAAAGAGUCGACACCAACAUGGUGGGUAUUGCUAUGUGACCAGCAGACGAAGAGUCAGUCAGGUACCAUCUGCAGUGUCUGAUGUCCUCAACCCGCCACCCGCACGUACACGUUCAUACGCCAGUCGGUCGAAAGGCGCAGUCAGUCGCAGCUGUAACGUCACUGUCGUCAUCACUGCGAACAAGCACAACGGCGGCCGUGGAGGGGGAGAGCAGCGAGAGAGAGGAAGAGGCGAUGAGGUGGAGACUGCGCUGAGAGGUUGAAGCGGGGCGCGUGGAGACACCAAGGCUAGAAGUGGACACUGCAAUAUCUGAAUAUCGUCACUCUAAAUACGGAACAACACUGCCUGGUAACAGCCACAUUUUUUGUCUGUGUGUGAGCCAUCCUAUGGUGGCAGCCCAAACGAAUCGAGCAAAAUCUGGUUUGUCAUUGUCGACCAAACCUAAUGGCUUCUGGGGACGUUUGUAACUUUCUUUAUCGAUUGACUUACAGUCUUAAUGCUUCAGUUACAUCCACAUGAUUUUUCCAAUUGUAUGGUUUAUAAAACUAGCUAAUCUAUCAGUGAUUUGGGACUUGGUGUGCAGUUCCGUCAGGUCUGGGUUACUAGGUACAGGGUAUCAGAGUGUUCUGUUUAGACAGUUUGCAAGGAAACAGAUUCUUUUCUUCUUUAUUUUUUUCCAUUUCUUAAUCCAUAACUCAAACGCAGUGGUAGGAAUUUGAGGAACGUUGGAAUUUCCCAGUAUAGUCAGAAAAUGGCGAGGAUCAAACGCAGCUAAAAAAUACUUAUACCUGUGGAGUGAGGGAAGAUCAACAUUAGACAAAGAAAGCUCAGGUACAUUCAGAGAGACAACAGUAACAAUCUUAAUAGGUGUAAUAAAAUACUAUGCCUGUCAUUUAUGCAUGACAUCAGUCUGUUGGGGAAAUUGUCAUUUGCAGCAGUAAAAAAAGAAAUGCAAGCAACUUUGAGCAUUUCAUCUCCCUAUCAAAGGCUCCCAUCAUAAAUCAUCUAUGCAGCCCUUCAAAGCCUGUAGGUAGUAUACAGGACUGUGAUCACAAUCACAUGUUGCAUUGUUGCCUGAAAUGGUGACUGAAAUCACUCCUUAGAGAAAGGUUCAUGUGAUACAACAGCUAUGGAGAGGGCUCCUUUACAUUGUUGUUUGCCGACCAAGACAAGCAAAUCAAGUUUGUAUUUCACAAGCAAAGCAUUGUUUCGUCUUCUAUUCUCAUCUUGUAUCAGAGUACCAAAUGCUUACCUCUUGGUAAAAUGUCGAAACGUGACAACUUGGUUGUAAAUUGCAAUGUAAAAGCCCCUGAAACAUCUUUUGAUUUAGUGUCUGUUGUUGAGUUAGUUCAGUGUUAUAGUAUUGAAUUGUUGUGUUUGAAAAGGAAUUGAUGGUCAAGAAACAUUGCUACCAUGUUAUAUUCUACAACAGUAAAGGCACUUAGUGUUUUUUUACCAUCAGCUGUUUAUUCAAACAUUGAAAGUAUUACAUUGGUGAUGUAGAAAGUACCUUUGAUUGUGAUGUUGUAUUAUUAAGUAUAUAGUGUGGAAUUAACAGUUUCAGGAAUAGGAACAAUAUAAGUAUAAUUUGACCUUAAUCACAAUGAGCUCUGAUGCUCUUAUUCAUUAAGGUUUUCAUUUCUGAACAAUUCAAAAGUUUACAAUUCUGAAGUCUGAAAACUGUCAUAGAAAUUCAAAUUUGUAUAAUGGAAACAGGAAGCCAUUAUCAACCCGGAGAAAUCUGUAGAAUAGAGUUGAGCAAGAACUUUGUCUGUAAAAUAGAUAUCAACUACGUAAGACCUGCAUAAGACAUGAUAUUGACAUCAUCAUCAUCACCACCACAUUGCAUCAUGAAGGGAGCAUGCAUAAGCACAUUAACCCUAUCAGUUGUACUGUGUCUGUUCUGUUUCUAUACUGAGGAGAGAGUAGGCAAUAGUUGGCUUUCAUUCAUCUUAGCCCAGUCACAUGCUGCUGGAUUUGGGUGGAUUUGCCAUGACAUUUGAAACCAUUUCUUGUGUAAAGAAGCCAAUCUUGGAAGAUACGUCUGUCCUGAUAGAUCAGUGAUCCUUGCUAUGCUUUUAUCAGGAAUGUGUCGUGGUACUUGAAUGUCAAAUCCAUUCAUAAUCCCUGCAUGUAGAAAGUAUUGAUGUCAUCUUUUACUAGGGAACAGCAGAUGAAGGUAUCAGAAUGCGGGUAGAAAGCGCCAAAGCUGCCAAGUUGGAAGUGAAUGAUGAAAGAUAUGCUCGAUAAUAUAUUAACACCGUAGAUGCAUAUUUUAUAGAUGUUGGCUUUCCAAUGAAAUGCUCUUUAUAUAUAAUCCAUACCGCUUAUUGUGAUAUUGUAUAUUGGUUUUAUUUCAUGUAUCCUAGUAUUCAGCGUGCAAGUCCCUACACAUUAUUAGCUAAUUUCCUUUGGGUCAUUGUCAGAUUAGAUGGUUCUUUUUUUAAGCUGUUGCCCAGUCAUGAGUAUCCCUCCUUUUGAAGUAUGGUGUAUUCUGUUAUGCUUACUCUGCAGUUGCUUUCUACAAUAAAAAAGAGAAUGAAUGUAAAAGUUGAUUUAGAAUCAUGAUUUGUUUCUGUUUUGUCUCGUACUGUGGAAAAUAGUGUUCAUUGUGGUCUCAAUAAAUGAAAUGCUUGCAGAAUAA